Messenger RNA from Triticum turgidum subsp. durum (durum wheat), 570 nucleotides. Lineage: Eukaryota; Viridiplantae; Streptophyta; Magnoliopsida; Poales; Poaceae. The record is from the annotation of a GenBank genome assembly.
AUGCUGGGCAGGGUCAUCUUCUGCGUGGUGAUCGCCGCGGCCGUCCUCGCCGUCGUCCUGCUCGCCACCGUCUCCCCUCUCCCCCACCGGUCCACCGCGCGCCCCCGGGGCCUCCGCGAUAUCACGGUGUACAUCCAUCCGGCCGCGUCUGGUGCCGUGAGGCGGCAGCAAGGCGCGGCUCACGGAGACGAACGGGUGGCGAGCGCGCUGGUGUUCCGCCACCGGAUGACGGCGGGGCCGGAGAUCACGUCGGCGGCCGUCGGCGCGGCCUCGGGGUUCGUGCUCCCGGGCGAGCGCGGCUCGGCGAUGUCGGCGUUCGACACGGUGCACCUGGCGUUGGACGCGCCCGGGCUGUCCGGCGGCCUCUGCGUGGAGGUGGCCAGGAGCAAGGAGGCGCCGCGGGAGGAGGCGCUCCGUGUGGUGGGCGGCACGGGCGCGUUCGCGUUCGCGCGCGGGCGCGGCGCCGUCCUGGGCCCGGAGCGGGGGAGGCGGCUGGACGACGGCGGCGCCACCGCGACGGCGUUGCGUCUUGAGCUGAGCCUGAGCGUCGCGUCCGCUGGCGCUGGGUAA